Cuscuta campestris is the source of this 1580-nucleotide messenger RNA. The record is from the annotation of a GenBank genome assembly. Lineage: Eukaryota; Viridiplantae; Streptophyta; Magnoliopsida; Solanales; Convolvulaceae.
CGGAAAGAGUAUAUAACUUUUAUUUUUUAAUUUACAUUUACAAUCAAAGAAAUUGAAUUAAAAAUAAAGUCGGUCAAAUUUCUAAACGAGAAGAAUGUUUUAAGAUCAAAAGAGUAAUAAAUGCCUAGAAAACUUAAAAAAAAUAAAACACGGUAAUUGUAAUUGAAAAAUAAAAAAUGGAUGGAGAGAGAAUAACCGGUUCCCUAACCGGAGCCCCAUUUUUGUUACCGCAAAUCCAAAACCGUAACCGUAUGAUAAAAUCUCCGAGGAAUUGUGUGAAGAACCCGUCCUCGCUGACGAUGACGAGGGCGGGAGUGGGUUCGAACCGCCGUCCGGCGAGAUUCUACCACCAGUUUGGAGGGCUGCUUGAGAUUCUACCACCGGUUGAAUUCUGCUGCGUUUAUGGCUCCACUCUUCAUCCAAACAAUAAGGAUCAGAGAUCCAUGGUGGAUUACAUACUUGGAGUAGCCGAUCCUCUACAAUGGCAUGCUGAAAAUUUAAAGGUGAACCGUGAUCACUAUGCAUCAUGGCUUGUUCGUCUGGGUGGAAGUAGGCUGAUUAAUGGUAUUGCGAAUAGUAUUGGUGUUGGUGUGCACUUCAACCCCUUCGUUUCCUGGAAUAAGAAGAUGUUCAAGUACGGAGUUGUUCAAGUGCAUGACUUGAUUGAAGAUUUAAAGGGAUGGGAGAGGUUCUACAUGAGUGGUCGUUUGCAAAAACCAGUCAAUAUUAUUUUGGAUAAUUUGAAUAUUGAAAAUGUAAACGCUGUCAAUUUGAGAGCUGCUGCAUCUGCUGCUCUCCUCCUUUUGCCGUCUGAGUUCAGUGAGGAAGACUUUUAUGCCAAAAUCUGUAGCCUGUCAUAUAUGGGUGACUUGCGUAUGCUUUUUGCGGAGGAUAAAAAUAAGGUGAAAAAUAUUGUACAAGGACAAUUUCACUUAUUCCAAAGAAUUUAUAGACCAUUUCUAGAUGAAUUUUCUGACAAUGGCAUGCUGAGAUUUUCAGCAACCUGUGAGAAUCAAGCUACUAUGACUCAGGAUUCCGGACUAUCUGCUACCUCUAUCUUGGUGUCACACCUUCCGCCGCUCCUUAAAACCAAAAUAGAGACUGAUCUUGCUGGGUUCAAACAACUUCAUAGCACUGGAAUGAUGGGACAAGACACGGCGAUUCGCUCAAAAGCAGAGGCAGCGAAAUGGGCUAGUAAGCACAUCAGGCAAAGGGUAAUGGUGUCGAGCGGAAGGCAGGCGGUUGCAGGUAUGCUGGCUGCUGGUGCAGUUCAUGGGUUCAGAUACCUUGGAAACAAGAUCCUCAAGUCUGCCAAAUCUUGGACAUAAUAGUCAUAUCAUCUCACCUCUGGAUUUCACUUUUUUUGUUUCCUCUUGCUAAUCCCACACACAGCUUCUCCUUGACAGAAGGCAAUGUUUGGUAAAAAGGGCAUUGUGGUCCAAAUGUGUAAUUGAUUCCAUAGAGUAGAGGUGGUAAAAAUCUGCGAGUUUCAACAAAGUUUGAGAUUAUCCUGGAUUGUUGUACAUUAUUCCGUAUUUCUCUAUUUUUUGCAUCAGUUUUAAUAAGAUAAUUUCACGUUU